AUGAAAAAUAGUCAACAACUGAUAGCAUCUAUUGCAGGUUCAAUUUCAUGGUUGAUAGCUUUAAGUAUUAUUUCAUUGGUGUGGUUAAUAUUACCUUUUUCACAUCAACAUUAUGUAUUGAUUAUUUAUUCAUUUAUUAUUACAGAAGUUAUUAGAUUUACAACACUAAUUGGAAUUCAUUAUUUUACAAAAAAAUUUGAUGAAAUUAAAUUAGUUGGACUUGGGCUUGGGGUUGGUGCUGCUGUAUGUCAAGUAUUAAUUCAUAACGUUCCUUAUUUACUUUUAUCAACAGGAGAUGCAGACCUUUAUCUUUUAAAUCCAAUAAUUGGAAAUUUCACUGUUGUUGCAUUCAAUGGUUUUUGUUACUCUGUGUAUUUGAUAUGUUCAUAUACUAGUCUUUCUUUAUUAUUACACCGUAAUAAGAAAGAUAUUAUAUAUUCAAUUAUAUUUGUAUCUCUUCAUGGGGCUAUUCUAGUAGCUGGAAUAAUGAAUUACUAUGUCUCAGUUUAUCUUGGACUAACAUUGAUGUUAUUAAUUGACAUCAUUACUGUAAUUAUGACAUUCAUUAUUCUAUACCAUUAUCGUCAUUAA
Molecule: messenger RNA, 591 nt
Organism: Entamoeba nuttalli P19
Lineage: Eukaryota; Evosea; Mastigamoebida; Endamoebidae
Exons: 2
Coding region: 1-591 (196 amino acids)
Source: RefSeq, a predicted model, not a curated record